Scheffersomyces amazonensis is the source of this 1764-nucleotide messenger RNA. RefSeq names its product glutamate dehydrogenase (NADP(+)) (gene GDH3). Gene Ontology annotation, molecular function: L-glutamate dehydrogenase (NADP+) activity. Gene Ontology annotation, cellular component: cytosol. NCBI's taxonomy places the organism in Eukaryota, Fungi, Ascomycota, Pichiomycetes, Serinales, Debaryomycetaceae. The transcript has a single exon. Bases 252 to 1619 code for a protein of 455 amino acids. The record is from RefSeq and is a predicted model, not a curated record.
CAUUGUUACAUUAUACUUUAAAUUAUUAAUUUAAUUAAUAUUAUAUUUUAACACAAUAUUAUACAACUGUAGAUGUAUACGUUGAUAAUUUUUACUUGUAACUGAUCUGUUCAUCGCAAAUUAUUUAAAUACUUGAAUUUACUCCCUAACCCAUUUUUAAUUUCAAUUUUUGAAUUUUUCACUUUUAUUCUAAUUUUUAUUUCCUUCUCAUCUUAUUUCUUAUCUUAUUAUCAUAUCAAUAACUAUCUAAAAUGGUCUUACCUCACGAACCAGAAUUUCAACAAGCUUACAAUGAAUUAGUUCAUGCUUUAGAAGAUUCUACUUUAUUUACUCAACAUCCUCAAUAUAAGAAGGUUAUUCCAGUUGUCUCUAUUCCUGAAAGAAUUAUUCAAUUUAGAGUUGCUUGGGAAAAUGAUAAUGGUGAAAUCGAAGUUAACAAUGGUUUCAGAGUUCAAUUCAACUCCAACUUAGGUCCUUACAAAGGUGGUUUAAGAUUCCACCCAACCGUUAACUUAUCUAUCUUAAAAUUCUUAGGUUUUGAACAAAUCUUUAAGAAUGCCUUAACUGGUUUAUCCAUGGGUGGUGGUAAAGGUGGUUCUGAUUUCAAUCCAAAGGGUAGAUCCGAUGCUGAAAUCAGAAGAUUCUGUGUCGCUUUCAUGAGACAAUUAGCCAGAUAUAUUGGUGCUGAUACUGAUGUCCCAGCUGGUGAUAUUGGUGUUGGUGGUAGAGAAAUCGGUUUCUUAUUCGGUGCCUACAAACAAAUGCAAAACAAUUUCUCUGGUAUCUUAACUGGUAAAGGUUUAACUUGGGGUGGUUCUUUAAUUAGACCAGAAGCUACUGGUUACGGUUUAGUAUACUAUGUUGAAAAAAUGAUUGAAAAAGCUUCUAACGGUAAGGAAUCCUUCAAAGGUAAGAGAGUUGCCAUUUCCGGUUCUGGUAAUGUUGCUCAAUUCGCUGCCUUAAAGGUUAUUGAAUUAGGUGGUACUGUUGUUUCCUUAUCUGACUCCAAGGGUGCUAUUAUCAGUCAAACUGGUAUUACUGUUGAACAAAUUGCUGAAAUUGCUGAUGCUAAGAUUAAGCACAAGUCAUUAGAACAAAUUGUUGAACAAUCUGUCAAAGCUUUCUCUGGUGCUAACAGUGUUGAAUACUUAGCUGGUGUUCGUCCAUGGACUAAGGUUGGUCAAGUUGAUGUUGCUUUACCAUCAGCCACUCAAAAUGAAGUCAGUGGUGAAGAAGCUAAAGUUUUAGUUGAAGCUGGUGUUAAAUUUGUUGCUGAAGGUUCCAAUAUGGGUUCAACCAAAGAUGCCAUUGAUGUCUUUGAAGCUGCCAGACCAACUGGUGUUUGGUAUGCUCCAGGUAAAGCUGCUAACUGUGGUGGUGUUGCUGUUUCCGGUUUAGAAAUGGCUCAAAACUCUCAAAGAGUUCAAUGGACUUCUGAAGAAGUUGACACCAAAUUAAAGACUAUCAUGACUGAAUGUUUCGAAGCUUGUUAUGAAACUGCCGUUAAGUAUGCUGCUUCUAAGGAUGCUCAUGCUUUACCAUCUCUUUUAAAGGGUGCUAACAUUGCUGGUUUCAUUAAGGUUGCUGAUGCUAUGUUUGACCAAGGUGAUGUUUACUAGAUAAUCUCACCUUUACCAUAGUAAUAGUAUUAUUUAAAUCGUAAUGUCAAAUUUCAAUUCUUUCUGCUGUUUAUACUUUAUAUAGAUAUUAUUGUAUAUGUUUAAUUUAUUAUGUUCAAUAAAAUGAAUAAUUAAAUGAUUUUGC